This is a messenger RNA of Dictyostelium purpureum, 1110 nucleotides long. RefSeq lists its product as uncharacterized. The record is from RefSeq and is a predicted model, not a curated record. The transcript is spliced from 2 exons. Lineage: Eukaryota; Evosea; Eumycetozoa; Dictyosteliales; Dictyosteliaceae. The coding region runs from base 1 to 1110 and encodes 369 amino acids. Gene Ontology annotation, cellular component: nucleus. Gene Ontology annotation, biological process: regulation of cell cycle.
AUGGCCACCGAAACAAAUACAAACUAUGAUGCAAUCAUUGGUAAACUUCAAACAUUUUUAGAUAAUUUAUAUAAUAGAAAUCAAGAUACAGAUACUUUUUCAAGACCAACCAGAGCCCAAAUUGUCAAAUCAGCCAAAACCUUAUCACACGAAAUUACUAAAAAAAAUUUAAGAGCUGAGCCAAAAUUUUUCAGUUCAAUCGAGGAAACUUUAGACAAUGUAUUUUCAAUUUAUCAAGGACUUUCAGCAUAUUCAGGGGCAUCUUUAUUUAGAGCUAUUCAAAUUUGUUUUAGAAAACUUAUGAAAUCUACACAAGAGGUUUUCAUUGCAUAUAGAGACAACGAAUUAUCAUUAGGCGAAGACGAAGAAAAUAAAAUUUCAAAGCAAAUUAUAGGUUUAGCAUGGAAAUGUUGUGAAGAGUUUGAAAAGGUUCCAAUCAAAAACUCAACAUCAAUCAUCGAAAGAGGAGCUGAAAUUUCAUCACUUAUCGAAGAUGCACUUGACGAAGUUAAAGAUUUCCAAGAUAAAUUAGCAACCAUUAAAGAAAAAUAUGGUAUGGUUAAAAAAGAUAAAGAAGAAAUCGAUAAAGACGGAAAUGUUAAAUCAACAGUUGAUGAUAUCAGUAACGAUAACAAGAAAGACGAUGUUAAUGGCGAUUUCGAACAUGCUGAAGAAGAUGAAAAAGAAGACGAAGAAGAAUUUGACGAAGAUUUCGAAGACGAUGAUAUGGAGAUACUCAAAAAUAUAUCACAAAAAGAUAUCGAAUUAGUAGAUAAAGUUGUAGCAAUUAUUGAGAAAUCAAAUAAAAUUACCAAACUUUUUGUAGAAAUGUUAAAAUCUGUAGAACCAGCAGACCAAGACGAUAUCUCCCAAGAUUCAAUCGAAAAGGUUAAAGUUUCAGAAUCAAUAAUCAACUCUUUAAAUGAAUUAUCUAAAAACGUUGACGACAUUGCAAGCGCCAUUUAUCCAUUACCAAAUAUAACUUAUUGCGAAGCCCAAUUAUCAUAUUUAGAUAUUUCAAUUAAAAACAUUGUCGAUAGUAUUAAAAAUAAUUUUAAACUAUAUGGCUUUUCAUCAGAUAAAUACGAAUCAAAAUUAAAUAGUUUUUAA